AUGUUUCAGGGUCUGUGUUUCCAAGACUUAUGUGAUCCGAAUUCUCUUCAGUACAAUGAGGAUGUUACACCUUCGCAAGCUAAUGCCAGUCCGUUUCCAGAUACUAUUCCCACACCAGCGGAUAAACAGCAUGAUGUUUGGGGAACCAGUGUUUUUUCUCUUCCUGAGUUGGGCACUGAUUUACAUGCCGAACAAAAUCAUCAGAACAAUGACAAAAGUAACAGCAACGGCACUUCACAAGCAGCACCCUCUCACGUAUGUGUUCCCACACAAAUGACACCGAAUGAUGAUCAGACAAGUCUUACAACAGAUUCUAAAACGGCUCAUGGACUUACUCCUAGUACGUAUCAAUCAUCAUUUGCUUCAACUCGGCCGCAAUCUACUGUGACAUCAGUUAAGGGUGGUGCCACGAAUGCACCAAUGGCAUGUCCAGUAGUUUAUACCCCAAUGAACAAUCAGCUCAGCAUCUCCUCGCUUAUGUCUGUAGGGACGACACCAAUGCCGCCUAACAACAAUAACAAUAAUAACGGCAUGACAUAUCCACAAGGAUCUCCAGUUUCCACAACCAUUCCAGGCAAUGUUCCCGCCUUUUUUACAACUGCUCAAGGCGGGAACAAUGUUGUUAUGUUUGCUCCUGCUCCUUCACAAACACUUUGCAUGCCUCCUGGUGGCCCCCAAAUGAUUCCCUAUUACGUUUUUACUCAACCUCAACAAGGAGUUGAAGUGAAUGGGGCAAUGACAUACACACCCAUGCCAGGGGCGCCUCAGCCAAUGGGAGCGGUGAUGUGUGCGCCGUGGCAUCCCGCCGCUGGGGCGGCUGCGGGGACGACUGCAGUGGGAGCGGCACCGACGACUGCGCCUGGCGUGCCUGCAGCGCCCGCCGGUAUGUUACCAACAUUUGCAACACAACUCCCCUCCUCCGCGCCGCAACCUGUCGCGGCUUUUCCAGCAACGGAGGCAACUCUUAACAAUGGCACAGCAGCCCCUUCUCUCCACGCAUGCGGUGAUGCCGUCGCUGGUCAGAAGGCACAGCCGAAGGGAAGUCCACCAAGUUACGACUCCGUCCGGCUUCAAUUGACAAAACGCCGACAACCAGUAGGAAGGCAACGCUCUGGUACAAAUGUUCACGGUAGCUUACAAGGAACUUGCAUUUACUACUCUUAUAACCUUUCUGCGGCUCUUAAACAGUAUGAACAACCAGAUUCACAUCCAACGAAGCCUGGGGAACAAGUUUUACCAGUCUUUAUUCAGAUGUUUCCUUGUGAAUUACGGGAUCGAACUAUAAUUGUAUUGAAUCGCGUUGUGGAGGCUACAUGUGGCCCUGACAUUGCUACAGUUGUUGGAAUUGAGCCACGGUCUGAGACAUCAUUUAUUGCCCUUGUGCGAACAAAUGAAGUGUGGCAUUUAAUUCACAAACUUCGUUGUCGUGUGCUGAUGGAUCGCCAUGGAUUCUGGUAUGCCGAAAACUUUGAUCAGUACAUGCGACUCAAAGAGUACUGUGAGGGUGUGCGCCGGCUUCCGCAACAGAUGCGCCACUUUCAGACCGACGGCCUACCGUGCAUGCCGCUGGUGGUGGAGUUAUCGCGUAGUGUAGAUGCCGCCGCCGUGACGUCCCCGUCGGCAGAGCCGUCAUUUGAUAAAGUUGCACCCAUCGCCACAGUAGAGCGACAUGCACGUGUGGCGACGGCGACUGGCAGCAGUAAUGAGAGCGCUGAAGUUUCUAUGCAGAGUGAGCCAUGCGAUGGGAGCUGCCGACUGGUGGGAGAAGGGAAUGUACGGCCGGUGGGAUCAUAA
Trypanosoma theileri is the source of this 1794-nucleotide messenger RNA. RefSeq lists its product as uncharacterized. The coding region runs from base 1 to 1794 and encodes 597 amino acids. The record is from RefSeq and is a predicted model, not a curated record. Lineage: Eukaryota; Euglenozoa; Kinetoplastea; Trypanosomatida; Trypanosomatidae. The transcript has a single exon.